Ipomoea nil (Japanese morning glory) is the source of this 1395-nucleotide messenger RNA. RefSeq lists its product as uncharacterized. Lineage: Eukaryota; Viridiplantae; Streptophyta; Magnoliopsida; Solanales; Convolvulaceae. The transcript has a single exon. The coding region runs from base 1 to 1395 and encodes 464 amino acids. The record is from RefSeq and is a predicted model, not a curated record.
AUGGGUGGUGAUGUAGAAGUGUAUGAAAGAAUGGAAGCUAAUGAAGUCUGUUUAGAUGUGUUGAAGGAUAGGAUAAAACACUUAGGGUAUAGUGAGGUAGGAACAAUACUUUAUUGUUGGUGGAAUGAAAGAUUGAAGUUGAUACAAACAGACAAUGAUCUAAUAUCCAUAUUGAAUGAAGUUAACCUAGGUAAAAUGUUGGAGUUUUGGGUUGAAACAAUGGAUGAGUUGGACUUGAUUGAUGCUGAUAUGGUAGCAAUUGAGGCAGACAGUGAUUGGGAAAAUGAGAUUGAGGUAGACUGUUUGGGGGUAGAUCAGCAGGAUGUUGAAGAGUUUGGGGAUGGAUUAAAUGCAGUACAGAAGCAGGAGGAUGGGGAUGGGUUAAAAAGGGAGGAUGGUGAUGGCUUAAAACAGGAGAAUAAAGUACUUUCUGUAGCUGGAAAAAAUAAAUUGAAAAACAAUUGGGAUGAAAUAAACUUUUCUGAUGAGGACUCAAUUGUGGAUUCUGAUAGUGAUGGGGAAGGUAAAUGGCCCAUAUUUAGAGCUGGAACAGACAUGAAAGACCCCCAUUUCACUUUAGGCAUGACUUUUGCUUCCAAACAACAGUUUAGAGAAGCAGUUCAAAAUUAUGCUUUCAUAAAUGGCAAAGAAAUUAGAACACUUAAAAAUGACAAGGAAAGGGUCAUUGUUAAGUGUACACAGGAGGGUUGCCCUUGGAGAAUAGGCUUGAGGAAAGUAAUAGGCUCACUGUCAUGGAGAAUUUUGAACAUGAUAGAUGAACAUGAAGGGUGUUCUUGGGUUUGGGAGAAUUCUAUGGUCAAAUCUUCUGUGGUUGCUAAGAGGUGGUCUACUCAAUUAAAAGACCACCCAGAUUGGAUGAUGAGAAAGUUCAAUGAUAAGGUGUGCAGUCAAGAAGGAUUUUAUGUGAGUGAUUCCCAAGCCUAUAGGGCUAUUUGGAAGGCAAAGAAGCUAAGAGAAGGUGAAGAGGGAGAUAACUUCAAAAACAUUUGGAGGUACUAUGAAGAAAUUUGUAAGACAAAUCCUAGGUCAAGAUGUAUUAUCAAGACCAGUGACCUGCUAGAUGGGAGUGGACAAGAAAGAUUUUUGAGAAUAUAUGUUUGCUGGGAUAGUAGCAAGCAAGGCUUCAAGAACUGUAGAAAACUGAUAGGGGUAGAUGGCUGUCACCUUAGAAGUGCAACAGGUGGGAUACUACUGACAGCUGUGACUGUAGAUGCAAAUGAUAGUAUAUUUCCACUAGCUUAUGCUAUUGUGGAAGGAGAGAAAAGAGAGUCCUGGACUUGGUUUCUAAUGCUUCUGAAAGAUGAUAUGGAGAUAAGCCCCAAUGUGGAAGAUGAAUACUGUUUCAUAAGUGGAAACCUUUCCCCAAAUUCAUAG